GAUGAAUCGAACAAAUCGGAGGUGAAUGUCCUUAUGAUCUUGCUUGCCUCUACCACUUCGGAUCUUAGUAGAAUGGCGAUUCUAUUACAAAAGUGAAAUACAAUCCAAAUGCAUUACAAAAAUACAGAGUAAUAGUUGUCGAUCUUUGCAGAGGAUAAAGAAUACAUGCCUCUGUCUCCUCCCAACGAGAUGAAAAACAGGGGACCUCAUGUGGAGCGAACAGGAAAACAAACUUCUCGGGAACUUUAAUGAGGAGAUUUGAGUGGCUUCUCCGCUGGGGUUGAACUCCAAACGACACACGCUUGGACAGGAGAGGGGGGGGUCGAGAAGCUUUCAACGUGCUGCAAUUUUUCAUCAUUAGCAAGGUUCUCGGCGUUCCAUCUGCCGGCACAUCGUGACGAGCUUGACAAAUGGAGCUCAUCCAGAACCGCAACUCCACUCAGGACCUUUCGGACCUCGUGGUCUCCCGCUGGGACUCGAUGCCACAAAUGUCAUCAUAUGAUAGUAACAUCAUCAUCGUCCUGGGCGUGUUGACCUUUGCCCUCCAGCUGUGUUUGGCUCUCCUUGUCAUGCGGAGAUGUCUGAAUCUGGACCAAAAAAUCCGAGAGGCUACAGAAUGCCCGCAGAAUUUGCAGAAACUUCAGAUAGUAGUUCCCUCGUCCUGCCAGCAAGAUGUUUCCAAACAGACUCCUCAUCGGUUUUAUGACGACUGUUUCUUGACCUCCCCAGGAGAAGGAUCCGCUCCCACUGGAACAGCCAAAACCUGUCUCUUUGGACCUUACAUACACUGGGACCUGGUUCAGAACUGAAAAUGUGAUGAAGAAAAGUUUUUCUUGAUUUGUAUGUUACCAAAAAAAAGUGAUACCAAAGUGCAAUUAGCUGCUCAUAAAUUGUUAUUCAUUUACUGUUUGCACCAUCUCAUGAAAUCCAUUACAAAGAAAAAUAUUUGUGUCGGAUGCUAUUAUGCUCUUUUUAUCUUGGUUCACUUCUUGAUUUAAUUAUAUCAUGUAUGUUUGUGAAAAAAAUUUUUUACAAUAUGAUUACGAAUUAUACUAUUUAGUUUUCAAUUUUUCAUGGAAAUAUUUUGAAUUAUAUUUUGUGUAUUUUAAUCGGAACGUGUGUGUCGUUCCAACAAUCGCCAACAGGUGGCAGUAAUAUCGACGUAUCAUCGAGUGUCAACGGUCUUAUUAACAAAGAAGAACGAUGGAACGAAACAGCAUACAAAUUUGUCUAUAAUUGAUUUUAUUUCGGUAGUUAUUCUCAUUGUGUGAAUUAAUUUUGAGCAUUUACUAAUGAAUAAUCAUACCAGGCUUGUUGUUAUCGUAACUGUUUGUUUUUUGCAUUAUUCGAGUGGUUAGCUAACUGGCUAUUGGUGGCUAUCAGCAACUUUUCAUCAAGAAGAUGGAGUCGAUUCUUUUUUCAACCAUUUCCCAAGGUAGUCAAUUACCUCUGCCUUCUCUUCGUCUACUGGUGCCGCCUCUGCAGCUCCUGUCAGCUUCCAUGUGGCAGACCCUAAAGAAACAAGAAGUCACCAGCUACUGGGAAAUUGCCGACUUUGUCUCUUUGGCCGUAGAAAUUGUCCCGGAGCUGCUCGUGUACAAGCACAGGAUGCAACUUAACCUGGGUUUAAGAGCCAGGUAUAUUCUCGAAUUAUGCCGAAGUGAACAGCCGCUGGAAUGUGACGUCAUCUUGUCACUUCUGGACAAGAUGAAACAACAAAACACCUCUGCAGAACACGUGAAUGAAGAAGAAGAAGAAGCCAUAAUACGCUUCAUGGAGUCAAUUCAGGUUCUGCUCAAGAAUCCCGAAGAGAGACAACACUUUUUUAUGGAGGUUUUCCCAUCUUGUUAUGGACCCGAGUAUGACCAGGAUCUAAAGUCGCUGUUUUGGGAAUUCCUCUGUCGACUCGCUCAACUGUUACCUGUUCCUGAUCUCAAACAGACUGUUUGCUGGCUUGAAUCUUCAAUAACAGAUGAAUGCGUGCAUCCACUUAGUGAAGUUAAUGACUUAAAAGUUUUACUCCAGCACCACAAACACCUCAGACGUUUAAAGCAGCAUGUUCCAGCUACAAGCAUGGGGGACAAAAUCCUUGCCUCCCUUUCUGCCUUCCAUCCUGGCGGAACGGCCAAAGCGGAAGAACAGUCGAACCAAGCAGACCCGGAAAGUGAUAGUCACAUCCAUGUACCUACAGUAGAUGAGGUGACCAUUGAGGUCACUGCAGAAGUUGAGGCGGAAUUAGAAGAAAAUGGUUUGGUCCAGCAAGCAGAAGAGAUGACCUCAGAUGUGGAUGAAGGUAAAGAAAGGGAAGGAAUGGAUGGAAAGACGCAAAGCGACCUCGCCAGGACGCAGCAGGACGACUCGACUUCCGUUCGGCGUCGGAGCGCUUCGGGCCCUCACGACUGUCCGGACUGCGACAAAAAAUUCAAGUUUGCCUCGUUGCUCACGGCCCACCGGGUCAUCCACACAGGGGAGCGCCCCCACCGCUGCUCCGAAUGCGGCCGCUGCUUCUCUUUCCGGCAGGCCCUGAGACGGCACAGAAACACGCACAAAACACGCAGGCAAACGCAUGACGAGCUGGAGUUCACAAACCGCUCGAAAACUCACAUCGGGUCAGCGAGGGGCGAAGCGGCGGAAAUGCCGGAAAAUGCGGGAGCGGAGCCCGUCGACAAAGUCGUUCCUCUCGUUAAUGUCCGCACGAGCCGGCGCAAACGCAAACCCACCAUGAAGAUCCAAGUCAUCAACUUGCAGAAACGCAUGAACAGCAAGACGAAGCAGGAUGUCAGCGGGGAGAAGCCAGCAGCCUCCUUCACUUGUUCCGAGCAUUCGUACUGGUCACCCUCCGUCUCAGCAAAGGAUGCCGAGGAAGAGGACGAGCCGCCGCGGCAGCAACUGGAGCGUGUUGGCUCCGGUGAUGACAAGAUGGCCGCCGACGCCGACGAGGAGGGUCGCUUCACCUGCAGGGACUGCGGCAAGAGCUUCAAGUUCCUGUGCUUGCUUAAAUCGCACCAGCGCAUCCACACGGGCGAGCAGCCGUUCGUCUGCUCGCAGUGCGGACGACGUUUCUCCUUCAAGCAGUCCCUGCAGAGACACAAGCAGACGCAUAAGCCCGGCAGGUACGAGCGCGGCGGCGUCCACGGCGAGGCGCUUAACUCGCACGUGCGCGCCCACGCGGACAGCGGUCGCUCGGUGUGCUCCGAGUGCGGCCGCAUGUUCGCCGGCAAGUCGGCGCUGAUGAGGCACCUCCGGACGCACGGCGAGCGCGUCCAGAGUUCGCUCGGAUGCCCUCAGUGCGAGCUGAGCUUCCGUUGCGCCGGCUCCCUCGCCAGCCACCUGCGCACCCACCGGGAGGAGCGAUCCUUCUCCUGCAGCUGCGGUAAGAGCUUCGCCUACCGGACGGCGCUCGGCGCCCACCAGCGCAUCCACCAGAAAGAGCGUCCGCACGUCUGCGCCCAGUGCGGCAAGGGCUUCCUCUACAAAGGCGGCCUGCUCAGCCACAUGAAGAUCCACUCGGACGAGAUGCCCUUCAUGUGCUCCUUCUGCGGCAAGUGUUUCAAGAGGGAGCGCAACAUGAAGAAGCACGAGCGCUGCCACACCAGGGAGAACGUCUACGCCUGCUCGCAGUGCGACAAGAGCUUCGUGUACAAGGCCACGCUGACCCGCCACGAGCUGACGCACUCGGGCGAGCGGCCGUUCCUCUGCUCCGACUGCGGCAAGGGCUUCUUCUCGCACGGCGAGCUGCUCAAGCACGAGCGCUUCCACACGGGCCACAAGCCCUUCCAGUGCCCGCACUGCGGCAAGAAGUUCACCCAGUCCUGCUACCUGACGGUCCACCUGCGCUACCACACGGGCGUGCGGCCGUACACCUGCGGCCAGUGCGACAAGAGCUUCUUCAGCGCCACCCGCCUGAAGAGACACGCGCAGACGCACACGGGAGAGAAGCCCUUUCGCUGCGGCGAGUGCGGCAAAGCCUUCAAGCAGUCCCACAGCCUCAAAAUGCAUCACCGCACGCAUAAGAUAACUUGAAGACCAGCUCUCGCACGUUUCUUCAAACACUCACCGAUGCCAUACGUCACUUUGGUGGGCUCCGUUUUGCACAGCAUGGCCACGCCGCUGUAGCCCCCCUUGUCGUCCGACACGCACCAGUACUUGUGAGGGUACUCGGGCAUGGACGUGAUGUCAGCCGGCAGAUCUUUUUCGGAACACUUGGUCUCCUGCAGGCACAGAACGUCUGGAUUCUCUUCCCGUACCCACUGGAAGGAAACACAAGAGUCAACGGGGGGGGGGGGGGGGGAUAUGCGGUCUGGAUCUUCAGGGCCAACUCACAUCCAGACCGUUCUUCUUCACCCAAGCUCUCAGUCCAUCCACGUUCCAGGAGGUGAUCUUCAUGUUGGCCUCCCGGUCGUCUUUACUGGUCAUUUUGUCCGGAGGGUCUUCAUACAUUAUGGGGGUUUCUGGUUCUUUAGUUUUCUUUGCUUUCUUUGGGGUACUUUCUGUAAAUUGGGCAUGAUGGCAGCAAGUAUGGUGAGGUGAAAAGGUUGUUUUUUUUCCCCCUUAUGUGCAUGCCGCACUCACCAGACGCAGCUUCAUUGUCGCCUUCUGCUGUCGCCUCCUCUGCCUUCUUUCCUCGCUUCAUGCUUGAACUUGCUCGAACGGUAGAAAACACACUUUGCACACCCGCAACACACACACGCCGUAGCAGGAACGCCGCUGAGAAAAGGUGGAGAUAAAAUUCAUGUUAUGUCAUAUCUUCAAACUGGAAUGUGCUAUCAGUUUAUUCUUCCAGCCUUAAGAUUAUAUUGUUUGUACUAUUUCUUAUGUUAACAAUACUUGCAAAACACAAGGUUUGGUAAUGGAACUUUAGAUAUCGGCUUAUUAUUGCAGUGGCUAUUUCCAAAACUUUGUAAAAUAUGCAUAUUACAACAAUUUAACUUGAAAGUCUAAAAUGUAUAACCUUUUUGCUAAGUUUACUAUUUUGUGCAGUGAUUCUACCUUUAUAGCCAAAUGAAAAGCGAGAUGCGUGAAUAUAAACGUGCAGUAUGAUUUAUUAUCAGAAUAUUGACUGAAUUAAAUAGACAAGGAAACACGCUGCUAAUUUAAACACGCAUACUGCACAUGACCAAUUCAUGAUUGCACAAUGCGUGCGGCUAACAUUAGCAUUUCAUUGUAACAAAGACAACGGCUGGAGGCCUCUUGCAAAGAAGCCACUGAGAUUUUUCCCGGCGAAUUAAGCGUCAUCAGCUAGCACCAAAUGCUGCAAGUUUUAAUAUUCUCAUAGGAGACCGC
Syngnathus acus (greater pipefish) is the source of this 5283-nucleotide messenger RNA. Its product is annotated as O-sialoglycoprotein endopeptidase. Gene Ontology annotation, molecular function: RNA polymerase II cis-regulatory region sequence-specific DNA binding; DNA-binding transcription repressor activity, RNA polymerase II-specific. Gene Ontology annotation, biological process: negative regulation of transcription by RNA polymerase II; tRNA threonylcarbamoyladenosine modification. The transcript has 14 exons. The coding region runs from base 1402 to 4023 and encodes 873 amino acids. The record is from RefSeq and is a predicted model, not a curated record. Gene Ontology annotation, cellular component: cytoplasm; EKC/KEOPS complex. NCBI's taxonomy places the organism in Eukaryota, Metazoa, Chordata, Actinopteri, Syngnathiformes, Syngnathidae.